UGAUAGUGUAAAUGGAUGCGCUUCAAGCCACAGUUUUCUUCUUGGUUCUACUGAUAUCAUGCGAGAUUAAUGGCGCCGAGGAUGAAGAAUGGAAGACUGCCACUGCAACAUACUCCAAAGAAACAGAUGGAUCAAUCAUUACAGAAGGGGCUUGUGGCUAUGGGGACCUCCACAAGAUUAGCUAUGGGAAGUACAGUGCUGGCUUAAGCACCAUUUUGUUCAACAGGGGGAGCACUUGUGGAGCUUGUUACGAGGUGAGAUGUGUUGACCACAUAUUGUGGUGCCUGCAAGGGAGUCCAUCCAUUAUUCUCACUGCCACAGAUUUCUGCCCUCCGAACAAUGGACUGGCAGCCGAUUAUGGUGGCUGGUGCAAUUUCCCCAAAGAACACUUUGAGAUGUCAGAGGCUGCAUUUGCUGAAAUUGCUGAGAGAAGAGCCGAUAUUGUUCCAGUGCAGUACAGGAGGGUGAAGUGUGAAAGAAGUGGUGGACUGAGAUUCAAUCUACAGGGGGAUUCACGCUUCUUUCAAGUUCUAAUUGCCAACGUGGGUUUGGAUGGUGAAGUGGUAGCUGUGAAAGUGAAAGGAUCAAAAACAGGAUGGAUACCCAUGGGAAGAAAUUGGGGACAAAACUGGCAAUGCAAUGUGAAUCUCAAGGGGCAGCCUAUAUCUUUUGAGGUGACCGCCAGUAGCGGAAGAACACUCGCAUCUUAUAAUGUUGCUCCGCCAAACUGGCAGUUCGGUCAGACAUUUGAAGGGAAACAAUUCAAGUAAUAGAAGCUUCUGAACUCAAAUUUGGAAGUUGGAAGAUUUCAUUGCUUCAUUUCUGGAAUAUGGCUUGCAACCUGAAACUUUUUAAGUCUUAAUCCUGAGUUCAUAAGUAUUGAGGAUGUAACCACAUGUUUGCAGCUGGUCACAUACAUCUCUAUUCUCUUGCCCCUCAACAUUCCCAGCUAUCCCACCAUGUUGAGUUCACAGUCAAGAAUUGGGUAGACAGUUGUAAAACAAAGUUGAAAAUUUUGGGAAAACAAGGUCCCCCAUUUUUGUCUCUUUAUAAUUUCUUGGCAGAAAGCAUCAUUGUAGAUGGAAUGUGCAAUUAUUAGAAAGUAACCGUGUUUAUACU
This is a messenger RNA of Carya illinoinensis, 1119 nucleotides long. Its product is annotated as expansin-A20-like. Gene Ontology annotation, biological process: plant-type cell wall organization. Bases 12 to 770 code for a protein of 252 amino acids. The record is from RefSeq and is a predicted model, not a curated record. Gene Ontology annotation, cellular component: extracellular region. The transcript has 3 exons. NCBI's taxonomy places the organism in Eukaryota, Viridiplantae, Streptophyta, Magnoliopsida, Fagales, Juglandaceae.